AUGUCGGCCGAGUCGCCCCCGAAAUACGUCUACAAAAUCGUCCCAACUGCCCCGCCCGAGCCUAUCCCCCAGGAAUAUCCCCUCUCUGACCUCGACAAGCAAGAUGGUUUCAUCCACCUGAGCACCGGCCAACAGAUCCCCCUUACUUGCGACAGAUUUUUCUCGGCCACAUCCGCCCUGUGGGUGCUCAAGUUCCAGCUAGACCAGUUUGCAGACCCCAUCAAGUGGGAGGGCGGUUUCCCCCAUCUAUACGGCAAUUUCGGCGCAAAGAAUGUCCUCGCCGUGCAAAAGUUUGAUAGGGAUGAUGGGAAGACGUGGGCUGAGAUUAUGAGCACUUCCACUUGGCUUGAGUAG
Messenger RNA from Metarhizium acridum CQMa 102, 354 nucleotides. RefSeq lists its product as uncharacterized. Lineage: Eukaryota; Fungi; Ascomycota; Sordariomycetes; Hypocreales; Clavicipitaceae. The record is from RefSeq and is a predicted model, not a curated record.